ACCAGAGAAGAUGGGGAGGCUCAACUCCAUGAAUGCUCAAUACCCAAAGCUUAGACAUUUCGCCCAUCCUCAUGAACUAGAGCUAGUUAACCUUAACCUCCACAAUCCCAAUCCCAAUCCUAGUAUUUGUUCAGCUUGCAAACUACAGGAAUCCUCUGGCCAAAUGUACAUCUGUAGGCCUUGCAACUUCACCCUCCAUCUCAGCUGCACCCAAUUCCCGGAGCUCAUCUCCCACCCUUGCCAUCCAGAGCACCCCCUCACCCUCCUCCCUGCCUCCUCGUACCCCGGUGGCCUCUUCAACUGUGAUGCCUGCAACCGCCGUGGAGAUGGCUUCAACUACCACUGUGUGCACUGUGAGUUUGAUCUCCAUGUUUUCUGCGCUUCUAAGCCCCUCAGGAUUGCCCACCACAUGCACAAGUGCCCGCUUCAGCUCGUCUUCAACAACCCCUAUGAUGAUGUCAAGGGCUUCUCCUGCGACGUCUGCAAGAAAAUCGGGAUCAAGCAGUGGCUCUAUAGGUGCAGUAGUUGCGAGUUUGAUGUUCACUUGGAUUGCUCAACUGCUUCUGCCCCCAAACCGCUGCCACUUCACCCACAACCGCCUCCGAUCAGGCACCAUCACUCAUUUCUGGGAUCAACUUCUCAUUCCCAAUACCAGCAGGUGCCUGUAGCACAGGGUGGGUCAUUGAUCAGACCAAACCAGUUGCAGCAGCAAAGUGCAGGUACAGGGGCAGUCGCUUACAACCAGUUUGUGCAAACUCCUCCUGCACCUGCAAUUGUAGUCCAGGCGGGCGGAUACACAAGACCAACCCUUACCCAACAUGCCCAGCACCAGCCUGCAAUGGGGAGGAGUGGCUUGUUGAAUGCUGCAAUCCAAGGUCUCGUGGAAGGGGCGAGUCAGCAGGUAGGGCAGACCAUUAUGGGAAGUAUCUUAGGCCGUGGCACUGAUGAGAAUGGCAAUGCCUAGCAAUUUUAGAGAUUCACUGAACAAGAAGAGUUAGUUGUUCAUCUAUUUCUUGAUUUCCCUUUUCAAGGCUAGCUAAACGGGUUUUUCUUCUUUCAUAAAACAUUGACAGUUAUCAAUGAUCACCCAAUUGAUCAAA
Messenger RNA from Ipomoea triloba (trilobed morning glory), 1100 nucleotides. RefSeq lists its product as uncharacterized. The transcript has a single exon. The record is from RefSeq and is a predicted model, not a curated record. NCBI's taxonomy places the organism in Eukaryota, Viridiplantae, Streptophyta, Magnoliopsida, Solanales, Convolvulaceae. The coding region runs from base 11 to 964 and encodes 317 amino acids.